CCGGCAUAAACCACCAAUGAGGCAGAGAAGAAGGAUGAUGAAAAUGCAGGAAGUAAUUAAUUAGCUAAGGAGAGUCAGUCAAGAAAACUGAUGUUCUUUCAAGGCUACGAUGUCCUGCUUUGAGAGUGAUAAGAGCAGCCUGGAGAAUGAUGAAGCGUGUUGUGGUGGGGCAGCUGCGUCACAGCUGUCCAACUGUGCGCUGGCCAUGCUGGAGAAAGAGAGCAGCGACUCUGCGCUGAGCCCCACGGAGAGUACCCCCACCAGCCUACAGGGUGGCGCCCCACUGCAAGGCUACGACGUGGAGUUCGACCCUCCGCUGGAGAGCAAGUACGAGUGCCCCAUCUGCCUCAUGGCCCUGAGGGCAGCCGUGCAGACGCCGUGCGGCCAUCGGUUCUGCCGCAGCUGCAUCGAGAAGUCCAUCCGUGAUACAGGGCAGAGGUGUCCAGUGGAUAACGAGGUACUACGGGAAGACCAGCUGUUCCCAGAUAACUUUGCCAAGCGGGAGAUCCUCUCCCUAACGGUGCGCUGCACCAACGUAGGCUGCACUGACAAAAUGGAGCUUCGCCGCCUGGAUGGCCAUGUUAUGAAAUGUGAGUUUGCCACCGUGCCUUGUCCGCUGUGCCAGGACGCGGUGUGGAAGAGCCAGCUGGAGAUGCACCAAAGCCAACACUGCCAGCGGAGACCUGUGUCCUGUCCCGACUGUGUAGAGAGCUUUGUUUACGAGGACAGCAAGAUUCAUGAGUCGCUGUGUCCCUUUGCCAACGUGGUGUGUCAGUACUGCGGUAUGGAGCUCAUCAGAGACCAGUUGGAAUCUCACUAUGACACAGACUGUCCGAAGGCUCCGAUUGCCUGUACCUUCAGCACUUUUGGAUGUCGAGAGAUGAUGCAGCGCAAUGACCUGGCGCAGCACAUGCAGGAGUUCACUCAGAUGCACAUGCGCUGCAUGGCUGAGUACCUGCACAGGCACAGCCUUACCGGGUACACCCAGCCACCUUCUUCUGAGGACCGAGGGGCUGCCGCCGCAGAGCUGGGGGCACACCCAGGAGCUACCAGCAGUGGCGCCCCCUGCCAGUGCUGCGGGGAACUGCAGACCAUGCGGGAGACCACCCAGCAGCUGGAGGGACGUCUAGUGCGGCAGGACCACCAGCUACGUGAGCUGAGCAUUCAGGCGGGGCUGGUGGCGGAGCUCCGUCGUAAGGUCACCUCGCUGGAGGAGAACCUAAAGGAGCUGGAGGCCAAGCAGUGCCAGGGUGUGUACGUGUGGCCCUUGGAGGGCUUCUCGGGCUACCUACGUACCCAGGCUGCCGGACAGCCUGUUGUGGUGCACAGCCCGGGCUUCUACACGGGCCGGCCGGGCUACAAGCUGUGUCUGCGUCUCCACCUCCAAACGCCCUCGGCACAGCGCUGCUCCAACUACAUCUCACUGUUCGUUCACACCAUGCAGGGGGAAUUUGAUGGGCAGCUGUCGUGGCCCUUCCAAGGCACCAUCCGGCUGGCCGUGCUGGACCAGGGGCCUGAUGGCCAGCACCAUGUGGAGGUGAUGGAGACCAAGCCCGACCUGCAGGCCUUCCAGAGGCCCACCAUCCAGAGGAACCCCAAGGGCUUUGGCUACGUCACCUUUCUGCACUUGAUGGAGCUACAGCAGCGGGGGUUUGUUCACGACGACACGCUGCUGGUGCGCUGCGAGGUGACGCCGCGCUUCGACACCGCCCUGAGGCGCGAGGGGGCGGCCAUGCAGCCCAGAGGGCCCGAGGCCUCGCUGUGAGGACACUUUUAACGGUCCAAGUGAUGAGGUCAAUCGCCACCAACGUUAUCAGUACAAAGUAUCAGUUUGCCAUUUCCCUGAGUUGUUGUAUCACACAGGAUCAUUGCAUUGGGUUCAGUCAUGACCAACAUCAUGGGAAAGUGUACGGCUCAGUUGUGGGUUUUAUCUCCAACUCCAAAAGGCUUUUCUUUGCUGUAGCUGUUGAGUGAUGGACUGGAUGUUGGUGGCGAUGAACACCAAGGUUUCCUGCAACAAGUCGACAGCUUGGGGCUGUAUGGGUUUUAUCUGCAUUUUUGUCAAAAUUGAGUUAUUGACAUUCGCCUUAUUCUGUUCAAUGUUCUCUACCUAUAUAUUCAUCUAAAUACCCCAAUUCAUGUUAAGUUCAAAAGAAUACAAGAUUAAAAAAAAAAAAAAUAGCUGACACCAUUCAAACCAAUGAGGGUUCAGAACUUUAAAGCUGAUCUCACAAUCAUCUAUUUGCAGACAGAACGUUCUAGUCCCAAGUUCUGUGUUCCAUCACUGGUCCAGCAAUGUGUCGCAGGCUACUGUACUGCUCAACAUAGAUGGGAUUUCAACAUGUCUUAUGGUCCCUACAUUAGGUUGUAAUAAACAUGACUUUGGUUUCA
Molecule: messenger RNA, 2391 nt
Organism: Oncorhynchus nerka (sockeye salmon)
Lineage: Eukaryota; Metazoa; Chordata; Actinopteri; Salmoniformes; Salmonidae
Gene: traf6
Product: TNF receptor-associated factor 6
Exons: 8
Coding region: 110-1765 (551 amino acids)
Biological process (GO): innate immune response; regulation of apoptotic process; protein K63-linked ubiquitination
Molecular function (GO): tumor necrosis factor receptor binding; zinc ion binding; ubiquitin protein ligase activity
Source: RefSeq, a predicted model, not a curated record